Molecule: messenger RNA, 2750 nt
Organism: Ochlerotatus camptorhynchus
Lineage: Eukaryota; Metazoa; Arthropoda; Insecta; Diptera; Culicidae
Gene: Cmtr1
Product: Cap methyltransferase 1
Exons: 4
Coding region: 94-2649 (851 amino acids)
Biological process (GO): 7-methylguanosine mRNA capping
Cellular component (GO): cytoplasm; nucleus
Molecular function (GO): methyltransferase cap1 activity; nucleic acid binding
Source: RefSeq, a predicted model, not a curated record
CUCAACAUCAACAGAGCAAAACUGCGAAUUUUAUAUUGAAAACAUCAAAUCAACUUGGUCCGAUUAAGAUAAAGCAGCUUAAAUAGACACAAAAUGUCUUCCCAGGACUCCGAAUCCGAAAGUUCGCCUACACCGUAUUAUGGCAGCUUUAACUCAGGAUCUCAAUACGAUGCAAAGUCAAGUUCAAGCGAUGAAGAUGCAUCAAGCGACAGCGAACAACCGGAAAAACGGAGAGCCAGUUUGGGCGACAAUGAUCUGUACCGGAAGAAAGCUAAAUUUAGCGAUUCCGUGCCAACAUAUUCCGCUGCAGGAUCGGAAAAUGCUAUUUAUUCCGAACAAUCCCGAAGAAUGAUGGAUCGAAUGAACUACGAUAAAAACAAAGGUCUCGGAAAAAGUGGCCAAGGUCGUCUAGAUAUCGUCGAAAUUGCAUCUCAGAAAGGCCGCAGAGGAUUGGGCCUUAAGCUCGAAGGAUUAGACAUGGCCGCCGCUACAUGGAAUGCGUCCAUGGAAACUUUGAGUAUGCCAGAGAAGGUCAUCUGGUUGGAGAACAAUGACGAAGAUGACCUAGCCGAUCUUAGCGGAGAUCUAUUAGAGGCCUGGAUUAAAUAUGGCCCAGUAAAAGAAACUAUCGAUGAUGAAGAUCGAUUUUGUCGAAAAUUAGUCUUGGAGAAAGUACUCGAAUGCAAGUCGGCUUUCGACAAUCUCGGUGGCACAGAUAUGAGGAAGGCUCGUGCCAGGUCAAACCCAUUCGAGACCAUCAAGUCCAACAUUUUCAUGAAUAGGGCGGCUGUCAAAAUGGCCAAUAUGGACGCUAUGUUUGACUAUAUGUUUACAAACCCCGUGGAUGAAACAGGCAAUUCGAUGGUGAAGGACGAUGACCUGAUAUAUUUUGCCGAUGUUUGUGCAGGUCCUGGAGGGUUUUCGGAGUACUUCCUGUGGCGUAAGAAAUGGCAAGCGAAGGGUUUCGGUUUCACGCUCAAAGGAGAGAACGAUUUUAAAUUAUCGGAUUUUAUUGCUGGGACUCCGGAGACCUUUGAUCCCUACUACGGACCGAAAGAUGACGGUGAUGUAUUUGAACCGGUUAACAUCGAGGGUUUUACAAACUAUGUGAUGAAGCAGACGGAAUCUGGUGUACAUGUAAUGAUGGCAGACGGUGGAUUUUCGGUAGAAAAUCGUGAAAACAUUCAAGAAAUUUUAUCAAAACGAUUGUACUUAUGCCAGAUCCUCAUGGCGCUUAACGUGGUACGUACUGGAGGACAUUUUGUUGUGAAGCUGUUCGACCUGUUUACACCCUUUAGCGUUGGACUGAUAUAUUUGGUUUACAAAUGUUUUAAAAAAAUUUGUAUCUGUAAACCUAAUACUAGCCGCCCGGCUAAUUCAGAAAGAUACUUGGUAUGCAAAUGGAAAAAGGCUGGAACUGAUACAAUUCAGCGACACCUUUUCCAAGUGAACAAGCUUCUGGCCAACAAGAAAGAUAACAUUGACAUUCUGGAAUUGGUUCCCCACGACGAGCUGGUCGGCAACGAUACAUUUUUUCAGUACAUUUGUGACAGCAACAACGAGAUAGGUGAAUAUCAGAUAAUAGGGCUGUUGAAAAUAGCUGCCUUUUGUGCAGACCCAACGUUAAAUGAAUCCAAGCAGGCCGAAAUCAAGCGGAAAUGUCUAGAGCUUUGGAAGUUGGAAGACAUUCUCCGGAAGGUACCGUCAAAAUCAGCUCUGGAUCAGUACGUUGGAGAACUCCUAAAGGAAUGGGAUGGUGAGAAAAGGUUUCUAGGAGCGCAUGAAAUGAAAUUGCAAACAUCAUCUAUAGAAAAGUACUUCCCGUCGGUACACGGUUGGUAUUUUGCACCGCUAGAGAACAACAACGAUUGGAACAAGUAUAUUCGUACGUUUUUUCUGGGAAAAGGUGGCAAGGAAGUAUUAUAUUAUAAUACUAAAAUCGGGUCAUGGCAACCAUUGAAAGACAUGCAAUUGGAACUAGCUCCAUCGACGUUGGUGUACGGCGAGAUUGUUACGGAAUUGCAAGGGCAAGGAAACUCGCAGGUAACUAUUUAUGCAUUUCACAUAAUAGACGGAAUCACACUUGGUGGCGUGGACAUCCGGAAAAAUUCUCUACAGGAGCGAAUAAAAAUGUGUGAAAAGUAUGCAAAAGCCUUGAACAAACCGUACAGGAUUAUUAACAAAGCGGAUGCACCUUGCGUUUCGUCGAUGCCAAUUCGGUGUAAGAAAUUGUUCCCUCUUUCCGAGAGUGACCGGUUCUUUGACCGAUUAGAGAGCUAUAAACUCAAGGGAGGCCGGAAGUCUCGCCUGGGAUAUCACUUACGCAAUACCGUUGAUCCGGACCGAUUUUACGUCCCAAGGGGGCUGCUGUUUCUCAACGAAAUACGCGAUGAUUACUUGAAAAUGUUUUCAAAAACACAAAACAAAUUCUAUUAUUUUAACAAGCGAACAAAGUCAUCCUCGUUCCCGGAACAAAUGCCCUGUAUCGACGAAACAAAAGCUUCGCUUAAGAACACUUUCACGCACCGAAUUAUAUGGGAAUGGAGCGACGAGAGACAAGUCUCCGACGACGAAAAAGUUCCGGGGGAACCUGAUCUUGCAUGCCGAGUAGAUAUCAAGGAAUUCUUACUACGUAAAAACAACCAUUGACCAUUACGGCAAUUUCUUCGAUAUUCCUCUUCCCAUUCAGGUCGGUAAACCAGUUCAGAUUGUCGGCAAUGAUGUGAUGGAUGCUGCAACCUUCACAUGUG